Messenger RNA from Emys orbicularis (European pond turtle), 1542 nucleotides. RefSeq names its product THUMP domain containing 2 (gene THUMPD2). Gene Ontology annotation, molecular function: RNA binding; tRNA (guanine) methyltransferase activity. Bases 13 to 1542 code for a protein of 509 amino acids. Lineage: Eukaryota; Metazoa; Chordata; Testudines; Emydidae. Gene Ontology annotation, biological process: tRNA methylation. The record is from RefSeq and is a predicted model, not a curated record. The transcript has 10 exons.
GGAGCGGACGGCAUGGCGGAGGCCUCGGGUUGUGCUGGGCCCUCUAUCCGCUAUUUCUGCACGGCCGGCCGGGGCCUGGAGCCCUUCCUGCUUCGGGAGGUACGGGCCCGGCUGGGGGCCACGCAGGUGGAGUAUGUUUCAGGAAAAGUUUUCUUUACCACCAAUUCUGGGUUGAGUAAAUUGAAGAAGCUGAAGUCUGGAGAACGAUUAUUUUUGCUGCUGAAAAAACAUGCACCAAUUUCUCUCUCUAGAAAUAAAGGAAAAGUAUUUAAUGAAAUUCAAAAACUUGUAAUUGAGGACCCCAGAUGUUGGCUGGAUAUUAUUUCCAUUUGGAAACAUCUUCAUGGAAAUAAGGUCGAACAAGGAAACCUCUCUAAAGAAAAUCCAAAAUCCCUAAAAAGAAAAUCCGAAGAAGAGAUAAGUAUCAGAAGAAAAAAACAGAAGAGAGAACAAAUAUUAGAGACAGUUUCUGAUGAAUGCCACAUGGAAGAGCAAAAGAAAAGUGUGGUACUAGAAACAAACAACGACAUGGACUUGUUGACUGAAAGCAAAACUUUUCUAGAAGAGACAUCUGAAAGUAGAAUAGAGAAAUCAGUUGAAAGCAAUAACCACAGCUUCAGUUUCAGAGUUUCUUGUCGCUGUAGUGGAGCAAUUGCAAAAGUAUUUACUUCACAGGAGGUGGGAAGAGUACUUGGAAUAACUCUUAUAAAACAGCUUGGGUGGAAAGCAGAUUUGAGAAACCCUGAUCUAGAGCUCUUUGUACAUCUAAAUGAUAUUUACUCGGUGGUGGGGAUUCCUGUCUUCAGACUUCCACUGGCGACCAGAGAGUAUAUCCAAACUGCAGGACUCCGAUCUACUGUAGCAUGGGCUAUGGCAUCUCUUGCUGAAAUCAGUGCUGGUGCAUUUGUUUUAGAUCCUAUGUGUGGAUUAGGAACAAUACUCUUGGAAGCUGCAAAAGAAUGGCCUAAUGUACAUUACUUGGGUGCUGAUAUAAAUGAUUCGCAGCUACAAGGUGCACAUGAAAACAUUAAGGCUGCAGGCUUGAUGGAUAAAAUUGAGUUACUUAAAGCAUCUGUCAUAGCAUUGCCCUUACCUUCAGAAAGUGUUGAUGUUGUGAUUUCGGACAUUCCAUUUGGGAAAAAGUUCAAGAUAACAAAAGACAUAAAGCUUCUACCAAAUAUUCUUCGAGAAAUGGAAAGAGUGCUUCAUGUUGGAGGGACAGUUGUAUUACUUGUGAGUCAAGAUCUCCACAAGCACAUGGGUGGCUGUAUUAGCAAUUGUGUUGAAAAUGACACAUCUUUGAACGCCAUCAUUGACAACAAGAAUGGAGCUGCUGUGGUGAAAGACUUGAAUCCCAAAGAGAAAAAUGGGAGUCCAAGAAGUAUUUCCUCUUCAAUUAAAGUUGUAGAAACUGAACACUUCAACAAUAACAUUACAUGCUUUGGGUCUUUGGCAGCAGUAGAAUCCUAUGGAGUUAGCCUUGGAAAAACAGAUGCUUUCAUAUACAAAUAUAGGAAGAUACCUGGUGCUGGAAUGCAGUAG